Amphiprion ocellaris (clown anemonefish) is the source of this 2023-nucleotide messenger RNA. RefSeq names its product RAD52 motif containing 1 (gene rdm1). The transcript is spliced from 8 exons. Gene Ontology annotation, molecular function: RNA binding. The coding region runs from base 414 to 1226 and encodes 270 amino acids. Gene Ontology annotation, cellular component: nucleolus. NCBI's taxonomy places the organism in Eukaryota, Metazoa, Chordata, Actinopteri, Pomacentridae. The record is from RefSeq and is a predicted model, not a curated record.
GAUGUCGUUUGUUUGGUUGGUGAGUAAAGUUGAGUUUAACGGGCUUACCGGACAAACUGCCGGCUCGUACCGAACAGAUGAAGCGGAAAACCAGUGGAGAGGCAGGUUUAGUUUCCGUUAAGGUUCCAGUAGCUGUAGUUCGUUUUGUAGUUGCACAGCAGCAGCUCAAGUUUCUGUAAGAAAGCACACAGAAGUUCGCUUUAGUAGACGCCAUUCUCUCUUCUUGCAGUUCCGGUACGGUAAAUCAGCUCCAGAAUGUGAAAUAAUCAGCUCGGGUCGCUAGUGAAGCCGAACUCCUGAGUGGUUCUUCUGAAACGGGUUCGGUUUUGCUUCGAGUUAGUCUCAGCUGACACCAAACAAAGUUAGAAUUCGAGGUUUUCUCAAUGCAAUCCGUCUGAUUCCUGCUGCUUCUGAUGGAGGUUCUGGAGUUCGUGGUUCCUGUGGAGAACAACAAGACGCUGUUUGUGUGGAACAUCGAACCGAGUCUCACUGAGGCCCAGAUCCAUGCCCAGCUGCUGUCGGUGUUCUCGGCCUUUGGUCCUCUGUACCUGGUGAAGGUGAAUCCCAACGCUCCGCUCCACCCUCCAGGGUUCUACGCUCUCAUCAAGUUCUACUCUGCAGUUCAGGCUGCUGAGGCUCAACGGCUCACUGACGGAAAAACGCUGUUCCAGAGUUCUCAGCUGAAGGUGAGGCUCAGCUCCAAACAAACUCCUGCCUUCAUGUCUGGCAUCAGCAGACCUCUAAGCCAUGCCCACUGCCUGGAACUGGCCAAUCACUGCCUGGGAUUCAACGGCUGGACCUCUGAGAUCAUCACGUUGAAGGAGCUCACAGAUGAAGAAGAAGAAGGUGAAGGUGAAGGGGGCAGAGUCAGGAGCCUGAGGAUGGGCUGUCUGCUACAACUCUGCUUCCCCCGACACCUGAGGAGCAGCAGGGGAGCUGCAGUGCUGGAAGACACCUUCACCUGCACAGGUGCAGAUGUUGUCCUGCAGAGGCGCUGUAGGCUGCACAGGUUGGUCAGAGAGAAAGCUCUGGUUCAGGCCUUCACCCCAGUGCUGCUCAUCCUCCUCGGUAACAGGGAGGUGAUGGUGGAGGUGAAGCAGACCUCGGAUCAGCUCUUACCUGAUGACACUGAAGGAAUCCUGCAGGUGAAUGAGUUCUCCAGUGUGGAGGUUCCUGCAGAUGAAGAUGUUCCUGACGAUGACCAGUUGGAUUUUACAGAAUCAUAGAAUCAACGUGAAGAACGCUUAUCUGCCGGCAUUAUCUCCAUUCAACACCCUCUGCCUCCCAGCGGGAGUCAGGUUCAGGUUCCCUCCAACCACCACGAAGCCCUGCACACAGCAAAUACCAGUUUAUGACCCAUUGCAGUUACUGGGACGGACUCCUGGUACCAGUACAGGCCCAGUAUGCUGAGGAGCUUCAAUCUGCAUUAAGGACUAAAGAACUAUUUCUUCAUACACCAAAGGGACAGUUCUACACUGUGAUGGAGCUGUGGUAAUGGAGCACUCAAAGUGGCCCAAAAUAGCAAAAUAUUCUCAUUAAUGACUUGAUUACACUCAAAAUUACUCAAAACGUGAUAACAAGCAUGUCAGUGACCACAACUACACAGGGCUACUGGGGGGCGCUAGAUGAUGGGAUGUGGAGACUCACGUCCUGAUACUGGAGCAAGGGAUCAGUGAAGAUCAGUCCAUGAGGUAGAGGAAGCUCAACUCCGUCACUGAACCAACAUAACAAAAGAAACCAGUUAAAGAUGUUUGAUCAGACUGUUAGAAGGAAGCUCAUCAUGCUGCUGGUUACCUUCCAGGAAGUCGGACGCUCUGUUGUUCAGCAGCUCUUCCAGAGGUGCCACCUGCACAGCAACAACAAACACUGUUACAGCUGCUUCCAAACCACCAGAUAUUACAGUUUAAUUUGUCAGAAAACAAGUUUGUACCAAAGGUCUUUUAAGCUGAUUACUGGUGACAAUGCGGCACCUGGGAAAGACAAACAGAUUGUUAAAUACAAUAAAAUAUGAUUUCAUAACUUA